CACAACUGAACAGAGAACUUAUGCCUAAACUGAAAGGAGUCGUUUCGUUUCGAAGUACAAAAUGGGUGCAUGCGUUUCUGGGUGAUCCAGAAUCCGACCACCUGAAUCCUAAGGAAAAUCUGUGACGAAGAAGGAAGAGAGGUCAGCUCCGGUCACUUACUGAUCUAUAAAAGAAAUCCUGAAUGGAACGUUGUGGGUUUAAAUGCUUUUCAAGGAGGAUGGAAGUUUCAGAUCGCCGGACAACAGAAAUGUCAAACACUGAGAACAUUAAGGCAAUUGAAGGAGGGAUAAAGAUGUGUAUUUGCUGCCUGCCUGCAGAUGUCCUGCUAAUAAUAUUGAGGCAUCUCUCAACACUUGAUUUCCUCUCUUUUCGAUCUGUCUGUAGAUGCUGGCGUGCUGCUUUCUCAAGGUGUUCAAUUCCAAACACUGACCAGCUCUCUGAUCACUUCCCAUGGGUAGUCUUUUUGAGAACAUACCAUUCCCACAAUGAAGACCCAGCCAAUUUGUAUCAGUCAUUAUCAUCAUCGCCGUCGUCGUCAUCAUCAUCUAAGCCUGUACCCAGAAAUUUUUGGGAUCCGCUAUAUGAACCCAGGAGAGCAUCUGAGUUCUAUUAUUCUAGACAGCUAAUGGCUUAUACCGAAUCAGAACCAGUACUUUACACAACUGGAAAAAUAGGAGACUCGUUAACUCAUCGUGUCUAUGACAUUCCAGAAUUGUGUGGAAAUCGUCUCCUCUUAUCCAGAUAUGGGUGGCUUCUUCUCUUCUCUUCUGAUUCCUCCUUAUUUUUCUUCAAUCCAUUAUGUGGGGCGAGAAUCAUGCUUCCCUUUCUUGAUGUUUCACAUCUGGUACGCCCCGUAUUUGGCAUAUCUGCACCUCCUAUAUCCAAUGACUGUAUGAUUUUUGUUGUAAGUCAUAUCAAAGAUAAAAGGACCACCAAUUGUGUUAAAGUUGGUUUGUGCCGCCGUGGUGAAGCUACAUGGACAACAUGGACACCUUGUCUGAGAGGUUUGGACAUUUCAUUCAUUAAUAACGUGGUUUUUGUUAAGGGGGUUUUCUACUGCCUGCACCACUGUGGUCAUUUCAGUGCUUUCAGUAUUUCCAACUUCACAUGGAAUACACAGAAGCUGCUGGACUGUGGAAGAUAUUUGGAACAACCUACGCUGGUAUCACGAGAAGUCCAGAUUGGUAAUGAUACCUUUAUGAGCAUCGACUGUGAUGUGCCCUAUCUAUGGGUAUUGGUCAAAUUACAGGAACCUUUUGAAGUUACAGAUGACUGGUUCAGCUAUUCGUUUUCUCGCGGUGUGGAUGAUGCAAUUCUGUUUUGGAAAAACAAGAUGAGAUUCGACUCGUUUAAUUUGGAUUCAUGGUAUGGUCUCUGUAAGCUUACAAAAGAUAACAAAAAAUUUAGCUUCUGCAGGUUCUUUACGUGGCCUGAUGCCACCGAACGGGCAAAAGAAUCCACCGCAAUUGCAUGGCUUGAACCCCAGUGGGUGGAGCCUUUUCUAAAUGUGCGCUGGAAUUCAUUUUGAUAAUGGAGGGUUACAAUAAUGUAUGGCAUGUUUUUGCUCUUCUCUUGUAUGUGACCAUUGAACUCUGGUUUGUAUUGAGAUAUUGUUGUGUCCGAGUGUUCAAUGUUUUC
This is a messenger RNA of Tripterygium wilfordii, 1639 nucleotides long. RefSeq lists its product as uncharacterized. The record is from RefSeq and is a predicted model, not a curated record. NCBI's taxonomy places the organism in Eukaryota, Viridiplantae, Streptophyta, Magnoliopsida, Celastrales, Celastraceae. Gene Ontology annotation, molecular function: protein binding. Bases 183 to 1529 code for a protein of 448 amino acids. The transcript has 2 exons.